Messenger RNA from Tarenaya hassleriana, 1162 nucleotides. Its product is annotated as glyoxylate/succinic semialdehyde reductase 1. Gene Ontology annotation, molecular function: NAD binding; 3-hydroxybutyrate dehydrogenase activity; NADP binding. Gene Ontology annotation, cellular component: cytosol. Lineage: Eukaryota; Viridiplantae; Streptophyta; Magnoliopsida; Brassicales; Cleomaceae. The record is from RefSeq and is a predicted model, not a curated record. The coding region runs from base 98 to 967 and encodes 289 amino acids. The transcript is spliced from 8 exons.
UUCUGUCCUUUUGAAGAAGUGUUUUUCCCUUCAAAAGUCUCUCGCUUUGUGAUUCUCAGUUCACUGCAUUUGCAGAGAGAGAGAGAGAGAGGUGAAAAUGGAGGUAGGGUUUCUGGGUCUGGGAAUAAUGGGGAAGGCCAUGUCAAUGAAUCUGUUGAAGCAUGGUUUCAAGGUUACUGUGUGGAACAGGACACUCUCUAAGUGUGAUGAACUGGUGGAACAUGGUGCCGAAGUGUGUAAGACUCCAGCUGCAGUGGUUAAGAAAUGCAAGUACACCAUUGCAAUGUUAUCAGAUCCUUAUGCUGCCCUUGCGGUGGUUUUGGAUAAAGAUGGUGUUCUUGAACAAAUCUCUCAAGGAAAGGGUUAUAUUGAUAUGUCAACUGUUGAUGCAGAGACUUCCCUGAAGAUCAGCGAGGCGAUUACCGCUAAGGGUGCUCAGUUCCUUGAAGCUCCUGUCUCUGGUAGCAAAAAGCCAGCUGAAGAUGGACAACUCAUCAUCCUUGCUGCUGGUGACAAGGCACUCUUCGAUGAAGCGAUGCCAGCUUUCGAUGUCUUGGGAAAGAAGUCCUUUUACCUGGGGCAGGUUGGGAAUGGGGCUAAAAUGAAGCUAGUAGUGAACAUGAUAAUGGGCAGUGUGAUGAAUGCGUUCUCUGAGGGGCUUGUGUUGGCUGACAAGAGUGGGCUUAGCCCUGAUACCCUUCUGGAUGUUCUGGACCUUGGAGCAAUGGCCAAUCCGAUGUUCAAGGGCAAAGGGGCAUCCAUGAUCAAGAGCAGCUAUCCACCUGCAUUUCCUCUGAAACAUCAGCAGAAGGACAUGAGGCUUGCUCUUGCCCUCGGCGAUGAAAACGCUGUCUCCAUGCCUGUAUCAGCAGCUGCUAAUGAGGCGUUCAAGAAGGCGAGAAGCAUGGGAUUGGGCGACCUCGACUUCUCAGCUGUGAUCGAGGCUCUGAAAUCCUCCCGACAAUGAAUCUCUUCUGCCUACACAUCCAUAAAAAGCUCAUAGUAGCUCCAGAUUUGUUCUGAAAUGGCCGAAACAGAGUGAACGAGGUUGUAGGAAGAUGAAACUUUGUUCUGUCUUCCGAAAAAAAAAAUACAUACUGAUUGGCAUUGAAUCACUCAGUUCUUAUUAUCAAAAUAUGAAAUCUUGGGCAAUAUAUAUAUA